Mercurialis annua (annual mercury) is the source of this 1252-nucleotide messenger RNA. RefSeq lists its product as uncharacterized. Lineage: Eukaryota; Viridiplantae; Streptophyta; Magnoliopsida; Malpighiales; Euphorbiaceae. Bases 45 to 1076 code for a protein of 343 amino acids. The transcript is spliced from 6 exons. The record is from RefSeq and is a predicted model, not a curated record.
CGGUACAGAAAAGAUUGGCACAGAAUUAGUUUUGUAAGGGAAAAAUGGCAGGAUUACUGCAAUGGGCAGCAGACGUAGUUGGAGCUCGCAAUACCCACGAACUAGUUGACGAUGAAAUCCCAAUAAUCUUCACUCAAGACCAACAAAAUUAUGUUCAUCAAUUAGAUCAAAAGGCCUCGUCUUUAAGCCGUUCGAUUCAAGAUUUACGCCUCAGAUUGCCUCCACCGGAUAUCUCUCAACGUCUCCCUCAUCUUCUCGCCCAUUCUUUAGCUUCCAAUGCUGCUCUUGCUUUGCAAUUGAAUGCUCACUCUUCUACUAAGGAACAAGUUCAAUUGAGAGAGGUAACUUUGCUGGAAGAAAAUGCUGCAUAUGAGAAGGCUAUAUCUAAUUGUGAGAAUAGAUUGCAAGAGAAACUGCAGGAAGCUGAUUUGCUUCAGAGGAAGUUACAGGAAAUGGAUGAUGAUGAAGAACAAUUGAGGCAAGAGCUGGAAAAUGCAGAAUUGGCGUCAGACACAAAUCAGUCUAGAAGACCUGGUGAAACAGAAGUUGAAGCUGGACCAGAUACACAAGUUGCAAAAUCCACUUUAUGGGAGAAGUUGGAGAAGAAGAAAGAAGAACUGAAUUCAAUGGAAGAAAUUGUUCGAGAUUUUGAGAAAAAAUGGGCACAAGUUCAGGAUAGUGCAUUUAGGCAGCCUACACCAGUUCAAAGAGAAAAGAUAUUGGAUAAACAACUUCACAGCUCAAUUGAGCAACUAGCAGCAAAACAGGCACAAGCUGAGGGACUGGUCAGCGAAAUCCAUUUGAAAGAGAUGGAGCUAGAAAAGUUAAAUGGAUUGUGGAAGCAGCUUGAGAUUGGCAAUGCAGAUGCUAAUAAUGCUAGGAAUCGGUUUGGAAGAAGCAACUCGGGUAGGGGGUCGUCAUCAUCAUCUUCUUCUUUGGAGUAUGUUGCUGACAAGCUUCCAUAUUCUUGGAGUGGUCGAACAGAACAACAGCAACGGCUCAUGCUAUUGAGGUCGUCUUUUGUCAUCUACAUUCUGUUUUUGCAUGUUUUGGUUUUUAUCAAGAUUUCAUUUUGACUUGGCAUGUACAUACCUUUUGCUUUCUUAAAAAUAUAUAUUCUGGUCAUGAUAUUCUUUCUAUUACUACUGGACCAGGUCUAUUAUGUAUAUUGUAUAGAACUUAGUUUAAUGUUUUUGUAACUGAAAAAUCCAGUUGUAUUAGAAGCACAAUAUAGUUUGCUCUUCCUACUGAA